AUGGGUCAAGAACAUAUAUUGGAAGCAUGUGUGUUCUGGGUUGCUCACCUGAACAUUUUGUUUCAGGUUUGGAAUCGGACAGUGUAGGAACCAGCAGAUAACAGAGUAUUUGGAAGGACCUCACCGUUAAAGAGGGUAUCUGGAGUGGUGGUGUCACCCAAGGGACCAAUUCACCAUGCUUCCUCAACAAACUUCAGGAGGCCAAUAGAAACGGAGACCUGGAUAGCCCCCAUAAUGAGAAGGCAGUGUACGUAUAAGCAAAAGUGUGCAGCAGCAAGUGGAGCAGCUGGUGUGAUCAUCUUUAACUAUCCAGGUACAGGAAACAAAGCAUUUCCUGUGGUCUGCGUGAGUGCAGAAGAUAUUGGGGCAGUUAUGAUUGGCAAUCUGAAAGGCAUGGACAUUUUACACUUAAUUCAUGGUAUUGAGCUGUGGCUGUUCAAACACAGGACAUGUUCAAUAUAUAAAUGUGAUCUUCUCAAAGCAACAGAAGCAGCAGAUGGUCAACGGGAUGCUCAGCAGUACGGUCAACAGCUAUCGGUACGCACAUUCAACAGCUGUCAGUAUGCAUAUUCAACAGAUGAUCCAGUACGAAAUUCCAAGGUUUUUGAUACUGUGGACACCAAAUAUUACAAUUAUACUCCCGUGUCACAGUUGUGCUUGGGGAUGUCACUGUGGCAGCCGAGCAGCGCUGCUGCACUGGAGCCGCACAGGGCUCAGGGCCACCUCCUGCCGCCGAGGAGCCAGCUACUUAUCCAAAGAGUGUUUGUGAGAUGA
This is a messenger RNA of Struthio camelus australis, 774 nucleotides long. NCBI's taxonomy places the organism in Eukaryota, Metazoa, Chordata, Aves, Struthioniformes, Struthionidae. The record is from RefSeq and is a predicted model, not a curated record.